CUCAUAUUAUACUUUUUCGCACUCCUCCGCUUCUUUUGCUUUUUUCGUUUUUUCUGCUUUUUCUGCUUUUUCUUGAUUUUGGUCAUCGGCGUUUACAAUUAUUUCGACUUGACGGAGAUCUUUGGAGAUCUUUUUGCUGGCCAAUCGGCGUUGUUGAAUUUUUAAUUCUAUUUUGAAAAAUUAUCUUCAAUUCCCAUCAUAUCCACUUCUCGUUAUCUAAUAAAUCUACACUUCUUUGACAUUAAUCUACAAAUGCAAUCUCCUUUACAAUCUUAUUUACAAUCUCAUUUAUAACCCCCAUUUAUUCUCAUAAAUCUCAAAAUUUUUAUCUCAUCUCUUAUAUUUGCAUAUCACUAAUUUUCAAUCCUCAAUACUCGAUACCCAGAUAUUCCACAAUGUUUAUCAAAGCAGCAAGCUAUAGAAGACUAACAAACUCUUUAUUCUCAACAACCUUUCUAAUUGCCUUUGGUGUUGUAUCUUUUGGUUCUCUUUUGGAAUGUCCAAUAAAUCAAUCAAUGGCCAACGACACAAAUGAAAAUAACAAAAUCAAAUUACAAGCUGCUCUAGAAAAAUUAGAUAACAACAACAACAACAACAACAACAACAACAAUAACAGUCUUUUUCACUCUGACUUCCUUCAUAAACACCUCUUAAAUAACAACAUAAUAAAGAGCAUACUGAAAUAACUCUACAACCACUCUCGCUGCUUGCAGUCUUCUCUUCACGUUCUCACUUGGAUAAUGCUCGGUUCAUAUCUCGACUUAUAUAAAUGCCCAUUAGACCCUUUCUCUUGUUUUUAUUCUCUUCCAACCCUCCACUCUACUCUCUUCUUUAUCUCCCUCUUAAUAUUCUCUGUAUCUCCCCUUAUACUAUAUACUUGCCUCAAUCAACAUUAUCUUCUUCAAUUGUACUUCCACUUCUUCCACUUCCUCCACAAAUCUCGCCUUUCCCUUUUCAGACGCCUUCCGUGCUUUUGGUCUCUGUUUUGCUUUUUUUGUGUAUUUCCAUUUUUUGAUCUGAAAAAUAAACAC
Molecule: messenger RNA, 1031 nt
Organism: Ascoidea rubescens DSM 1968
Lineage: Eukaryota; Fungi; Ascomycota; Saccharomycetes; Ascoideales; Ascoideaceae
Gene: COA2
Product: Coa2p
Exons: 1
Coding region: 396-686 (96 amino acids)
Biological process (GO): mitochondrial respiratory chain complex IV assembly
Source: RefSeq, a predicted model, not a curated record